UAUAGCCGGUGAUCUAGAGUUAUCGGAUACAUUUUCCGGCGAGUCGAGAUCCCUUCGCUUGAGAAUCCCGCAAGAACAGCCCAAGCGCGGAGGAAGGUGCAAGGACAGAUCGGUCGCAAUGAAUAGAUCCAUUCUCCUAUGUCUCGUGGCUGUGGCCACAGCGGUCUACGCCGCACCCAUACCAGGCGGCGGUCUGCUGCCGGGUGAAGCCACGUGGGUGUGGGCGCGUUCGCAGAAGCCAUGCAGCCAAGUGUGCGGCGACUACAACUUCGAGCCGACGAUAGUCGGCCGCUACCACGGCCAAACGCCCUACUACCUGUGCGGCGGGCUCAUGCUGGGCCUGCCCGAGAUCAGCGGCAUCGUGCGGAUAGGGGUCAACCUGGAGCCGAUCGGGUCGACAUCGCCGGCGUACGAGUACGUGAAGAGGGUGUCCACCUCCUGCUUCCUCGCGGACGGGACAUACGAGAGAACCUACAAGUGCCUGUGCGAAGCUAGAUCGCUGCGUUAACUCGGCGGCGGCAGCAGCGCCAUCUUAUCGGCGCAUCUACGUGCCGCUAGUUGCCCUCGGCGAAAUCUCGGAGACGUAGGCAUAAAUCGCUGCUUAGCUGAUUAAAUUUCUAUACGUAUAGUGGAUAUAGAUGUAUUUUGCCCCCUGGCACCAAAUUCGGCAAGUGGUUCAGUGUAUUGAUACAGGGAACAGCUGGUUCCCUUUCUGUUUAGUCACCAAGGUGGCCGGUAGUCAGCGAGUAGGUGGUAGAAUAUUUGCAUCAUUUUGCUGUCGAUCUGCUUCUGCUAAUGAUGUGUAUAUACAGUAUUACUUAACUUCUGUAGUAGAAACAGGAGCCUAUCGUACGUUCGUCUUGUUAUAAAUGUAGUGGUUAUGUUUCUUUUGAACAUUGUUGAAGCAAAAUAAAACAUCCCUUGGGCAAGUAAAUAUUGCACAAGGUGAAAUUUUAGGUAUAUAAGCAUACAUAUAGGUAAUCAUUAGUAAUCAUCAGCCUGAUUAUAUAACCUGAGAUGAUACCACUAUCUUGGCCACUGAAAUUGUUAAGCAUUUCCUCACGUUUCCCGUUAAUUUUUUUUGGAAAUGCUCGUUAGCCUAUCAUAUAUAUAUUUUCAAUGUUACUCCUGUUAUAAUACAUGAAUUUUUGGACUCUGAAAUGCUAUUAACAUAUUGAACAAUAUAUUCAGCUGGCCGCCAUGUA
This is a messenger RNA of Priapulus caudatus, 1205 nucleotides long. RefSeq lists its product as uncharacterized. Bases 119 to 508 code for a protein of 129 amino acids. The record is from RefSeq and is a predicted model, not a curated record. Lineage: Eukaryota; Metazoa; Priapulida; Priapulimorpha; Priapulimorphida; Priapulidae. The transcript has 2 exons.